AUGGCUCUUCCAGAUGUCGCCAACGAGUAUGAUGCUACGGAGUAUACACCUACAAUGCCAUUUGGCAUGUUCAUGGAACACAACACCCCGCUUAUUACGCCCGAUGCGUAUUACUCCGGCCAGACGUAUCCUAUGGACGACGUCAGCAACAUCAACUGGUGGGAGCCUGGGGUUUCUGACCCUAUGCUGUCAAGCUACACCGUUUACUCUUCUACAAAUCACAGUACUUGGCCGUAUCCUCAAUUCUUGGCACCGGAUCUCCCAAGCCAAGCGCAGUCUAGUCACUUACAGCCGUCCUCGAUGCAAUCCCCUAUAAAUGAUGGAUCGCCUUUAAUAUCUCGUUCAUCGUCACGGGAACAACCGCACCACAGCAACGGUUCAAGCAUCGCCAGCGCAGGUGAAAGUCAAUAUCCGACUCCACCGCCCCCGAAGAAACGAAAGCUGGGGACCAAAGAACAGGUCUCUUUAGUCACUGCUGGCACUAGGAAUGACGGCAAAAGCAAAAGCAAGGCUUCGAAAGACUACAAGGCCCAGAGCAAGUCCCCAGUUCAGGAAGCUCCAUCACACGACCGCGAGCGUCACAGGCGGGCCUCAGCUCGUAACUGGCAAAAACAAAAGCAGCAGACUGCAGACCUCGAAGAAGCGAUGAAUAUUGCCGAAGCCCGUAACCGCGAGCUCCACCGCGAAUACUCCGAAGUGUUGAGCCAAGUCAUGGAUGCCAAAAACGCACUCAUGGACCACGCCAAGUGCAACCAUCCGGCUAUAAGCAGCUGGCUACGCUGCCAGGCGACUAAAUACGUGCUAAACAAGGGUGCCGCAGUAGACAAGGAACAGAGAGACCAAACUGAGGCGGGGGAGAUGGCGGUGCCGGCGUACCCGGUGGGACAGCAAAGAGCCGCUUGCAGAUGA
Messenger RNA from Colletotrichum spaethianum, 909 nucleotides. RefSeq lists its product as uncharacterized. The record is from RefSeq and is a predicted model, not a curated record. The transcript has a single exon. NCBI's taxonomy places the organism in Eukaryota, Fungi, Ascomycota, Sordariomycetes, Glomerellales, Glomerellaceae. The coding region runs from base 1 to 909 and encodes 302 amino acids.